GUGACGAUGACUACAAUAAGUAACAACGACGUACGUAGGUACGAACGAUUAUGAACUACCGAGUACCGACAGCAGUACUAAAACUGCAAUCAAAUCAUGCACAUUCACUUGAGCGUAGUUAAUAUCGUGUUAGGCUCCAUUCAUUAUUGUUGUUCGUACAAAUCGGCGUCUAUACUAAAUGUUAAGUGAAUUAAUAGAUUUUUAGGUGUUUACAUAAUAUUUAUCCAUUAUACAUUGACUUGUAAAUAAAAAUCCGCAAGUGCGCAUUUACUUAAAUUUGUUUAUGUUGUAUACAGUUGCAUCGAUCUUGGAGACUUGAAUGCAUCUUUAAAGGACAAAACAAGCUGAAAAGUCAAUCAUGGAGAUCUGUGGUAUAAUCGAUAUAAAAGUACCAGCUAAAGGUAGAAAAUUCGGUUCAUGGAAGGCAUGGAAAAGUCAAUGGUGCGAAGUACUCAAAAACGAAAAUCGUAUGAUCAUUAAUAUAGGACAUAGUAAGGGAAAUGUCACGUCGUGUUUAGCAGUACCUAACAAUGCAAUCAUCUACAGAAUUAAAUCCAGGACUAAAGCCUACGGUUUUGGAAUAUUUUAUGCAGGACAAAAGGAACAACAACCAUGUAUCUUUAUCGCAGGAAAAUCAGAAACAGAGUCACAAAAAUGGAUGAAAUCUAUAAGAGAUGUCCUAAAACCACCAACUACCAAUAUAAAGACAACAAACGAGUAUACUGUAUCGAUAAUUGACAACGAACAUUCUAAAGCGGCUGGUUUAACCGGCCUUUAUGGUACUUUAUCUGUAAAAUCAGAAGAAAUAUUGGUAACAGACCCUCACACGGGAAAAAUCAAAGUAACCCUUCAUUGGACACAAAUACAAUGUAGUUACUUGCCUUUGCCGGCUGUAUCGGACGAUUUACAUAGGGUUUGCACAAUACGUACAAACAGCAAGUUCAAAGCGGGUGAUGGUGAUUUAGAACUGUACUGCACCGAAGCUGACGAGUUGCACAACGAGCUGCUUUCGUGUCCGCGACCGUUGCCCAGGAUUGCCACUACGCCGUUGCCACCGACGCCCAAAGACAAGCAGACGCGCUACGACCAUUGGACCGCGGCCGAUUCGCCUUCGACGACGCCGCCUCGACGUCUGCUGGAGUCCAGACGAAUGAGCAGGAGCGAAGGCGAUCUGAAGAAGUUCGUCAUGCAACAUUCUGCACCCACGCUGCGGUCCGCCGGCUCACAACAACACCUCGUACUCGUGCCCCGGUGCAACGAUUUGCGGCAAAAGAGUUCGUCGCAUUUCCUGUUGACUAGCGUCGGAUUGUUGUUGGCCACACCAGGAUACAGUGAACCCAACUCGAUGCAAGACUUAAGGCAGAUCGACCAACACUUGCUGAGUAAACGUUUACAAGGCAUAAUGGAUGAAGAAAGCAUAGACGCCGAAGGGAUGAAGAGCGAGGAAGACGAGGAUUACGAAGAUAUGUUACAUACGAAUAUCGAAGAGACAAAUGAUGCACCGCCACCAUUACCGCCGAGACAACUGAAAUAUGUUACCAUGGCCAAUCUAGGAGGAAAUAACAAACUAUACAUUUCCGGACCAGUACCUAUAUGAUACACCUAUCUACAUUUAUAUAUAAAUAGAUAGUAUACUACUUAUGUAUAUAAAUAUAAAUAAAUAUAUCAUAAUAUAUAAUAUAUAUAUAAUAAACAAGUUUAUUAAUCAUAAGGAACAUUUUAUGGAAACCAUCGUCGUUCGACUGUUAGACGAUAAAUUCAAACAAAGCGGUUGAACAUUCGAAAACCUCUUAUUCAAAUACUUAUCAAACUGCGUGGCCCAAUGAAAGCUUGUGUGAGUAACCGUCGGACAUCGAUUGAAAAUAAUUUGGGUAAUUCGAAUAUGGGACGCAUAUGCGCGUGAAUGUCACAACUGGAUAGCGUGUGGUGUGACACACUAAUUGUUUAGUAUACAAACAUUAUUGUCACAGUUAUUAAUUCAGUACACCCGCAUGGCGCAUAUACAUAUAUUAUUGUUAACUUUAAGAUAUCAUGUAGAAAAAUUUUGAUUUAUUAUAUUUAAAAAAAAAAAAUUUGUGUACCCGAUAACAAUUAUUUCGACAUAACAGGACAAUAACUACAACUACUAUGGCGAAAAAUUUCCCGUACGCUUAUUAAGACAUUUCUUUUUCAGAAAAACUAAUAAGCUUUUUUACCAAUAACCAGUAUAACCUAUAUUAUAAUUAAAAUUAAAGUAAAAAAUAUUAUUGAUUAUUAUUGAAAAAUCAUCGCAUAUAUAUUUAAGUUAUUUAUUUUGUCUUACCUAGUUUUUCAUCAAUAGUAUUUUCACAUGUGAUUGUGUUAAUGCCAUAAUUGCAAAACAGUGGCGUAGCAUUUAAGUGACUCUAGAGUCUAUGGGUCUAUCGUCUAUGUAUAUAGGAGGCGGAGCCCCUUUAAACGCAGAAAUUAAAUUACUAAAUAAUGAUUUUCAGAAUUUUUCGUUAAGCAAAGAUAUGAAAAUGUAUUGGAAAAUACAUCAAAUGAUUAAUUAGUUGAUUAAUAUUUACUUUGUUUAAUGAACAUAAAAUUGUAACACCACCACUUCAAGAUGUUGGAAUUAUUUCCAUUUUAUAAUAAUAUAACACUAAACUCUCAAUGUAGUAUUAACGUAAUGGGCCCCGCUGAGAUGCAUACAUAGGUGCAUAUUAUAUAUUUUAUUUCUUAUAAUUUUGAUGUUAGACAAAUUAUUAUUUGUUUAAUUUUAAUGAGAGACGCAAUAAUGUGUAUACUUUAAAAUGUAAAGAUCGUUUUCAAAUAUGCCGAAUGUAACUAGUCCAACACAAUAUAAUGUAAUAUUUGUACCUAUAAGUACGAAUUAUACAUUAAUAAUAAUUAAAACAAUU
Molecule: messenger RNA, 2882 nt
Organism: Rhopalosiphum maidis (corn leaf aphid)
Lineage: Eukaryota; Metazoa; Arthropoda; Insecta; Hemiptera; Aphididae
Source: RefSeq, a predicted model, not a curated record